Molecule: messenger RNA, 1979 nt
Organism: Seminavis robusta
Lineage: Eukaryota; Bacillariophyta; Bacillariophyceae; Naviculales; Naviculaceae
Source: the annotation of a GenBank genome assembly
UGCUUUUUCAGUUGGCACGAUCCGACCAAUGAAUAUCGAAUCGGUCGGCCUUUGGGGAAUAGCAACGAUAAGGCGGUGCCGACAUGUUGGAACAUUCCGGUCACGGCGUGCUCAGUCGAUCGGCCGAUGGCAAACCAUUUUCCUAUGGAUGUGUCCGAGCGCCGGCCAUUUGCAAUUACACACUCCAUCUCAAGAAACCAUUCGUGGUGCCGGAUUUGGCGGAAGAUGCUACCUUUCGGUAUAUUGCCGACAUGUCGGCGACACGGUUCUAUGCUGGGGUUCCAUUGGUGACGGCCGAUAAUUUGGUCCUAGGAACGCUUUCCGUGAUGGAUCUUCAACCGCGUCGUGAUUUUGAUACUACUGCUACCGACAAUGACGAUCAAGUUUCUUCCAAAAUGGCACAGCUGCAACAUUUUGGCUUUUUGGUACAACAAGAAAUCAUGGACUGGUACGCGGUCCACAAGGCAGAGCGGCUGCAUCGCUCUCAUUCCAAGCUACUCAUGACCACAAACAAAUCACAACCACCGCGAGGAGGAGAAGUGACCAUUGUACGAACCAGUGUGGAAGGUGCCGCGUCCUUGUGGAAACGAGAUCCGUCGGCCAUGCAGGCGGCAUUGGACGUGCAAGACAAUAUUCUGCAAAAACAGUUACAAAUGCACGAUGGAUACGAAGUCAGUUCGACCGAGGAAGGUGGCUUUUGUUUGGCAUUCCACGAUCCUUUGGAUGCCAUGCAGUUUGCGUUGGAUUGCCAAAUGUUGCUGUACGAAGCGCAAUGGCCACCCGAGAUUCAUGUCUUGCCAGGAGCGGCUCUCAAUGAGGCGGAAUGCUUCCGAGGACUGCGGGUGCGAAUGAGUAUUGCGCACGGUCGUGUCAAGCACAACCAGAAUGAAUCGACCGGCGCUGUCACAUACGGAGGCUUUGCCUACAAUGUGGCCAAGAGCUUGGAGCGGCUGGCCAAUGGUGGGCAAAUACUGGCAUUGGAGGAUACAUGGGAUCUCGUGGUUGCUUCCAGCAGGCGAGCUAAUGGGCGAUUCCAAGUGCUGGAUGUUGCCAAGCAGGUGGUACAGAUGGGGAAGAUUGUGCUUGGCACUGGUCAACGAUUUUCCGACGGGGUCAUGGCCAAGGGUGUGGUGCAGUUGAUACCGCAUCCCCUCUCGUACAAUUACUUCAAGGCGCGAAAGCGUACCAACACUCGCAUGCUUGCCCCCGAGCCAGAUAUGAACAUUAUCAUGGGUCGCAUGUUUCCGCCCCUCGACGUCGCCAGCAAUCGACUACUUUGUCCGUCAUUUCAUGACGCCCCUCAUGACGACAAUCAAGUAACGCUCAUGGUCAUGGAUUCAACUCUUCUUGCCGAAGGCCUGAGCGACAAGGAACUCCAGGUGGUCAACGCGAGACUCUUCCAUAUGGUUGGGUGCCUGGUCAACUCUUUUGGUAGUGGUGCAUAUCACUGCAAGGACCUGAUGGUUGCCUUUGAUGGACCUGCCAAUGCGCUGUGUUUCGGUUUCAUGCUAUUGCAAAAGCUUCGCGAUUGGCAUAUCCAAGGAGACCCCAACAAGAUUGGGAAUCGGCUCAAGAUUGGCUGUUUCCAGGGCGAGUUCUCCAGCAUGGGGCCACACAAGCGCACGGGGAGGGCGGUCUACAUUGGAAAAGUCGUGGACCGUGCUGUGAACGUGGCCGGCGCUGCUGCACCCGGAACAAUCUGCUUUGGAACCAUUGUUGCACCCGGUGCUCCCAUUUGGGUGUUGGAAUUCAAGCCUCCUUCUUUGGGCGGUGAUUCGGUUUCGAGCAUGACUCAAUCACUACUCACCAGGGCUUCGUCCGUCGCGAGCAGUAAACGUCACGUCCGAGGCCUCAAACGAUAGCCUCCCUGACUGUUUGUGUUGCAUGGUUGUGUGUUCUGUAGAAUAGACUCAUUCAUCCGAUGUACAAUAUCGAAAAUGGUACUACAAUAACUUCAUAGCUAGCUAUUUCAUUAACAC